AUGUUCUCCCACUUCCGAGUUGUUCCUCGUGUCGCUCGACGUUACGCGCUGCCAUGUCAUAGACCGCCGCUGCCGACGUGCAGCAGGCUGCGCUAUUACUCAGAUCUUUCCCCCGACCCAGAGCCAGAGCCAGUCGAAGAGGGCGCUCCUCUCGACCCGGAUAUUCUUCCUGCAGAGGAAGAGGCAGGACCGGCGGACCCGAGAUCGUUCCAGGAGUUCCUCGACACAGUAGCGGCGCCAUACAAGGAGGCGAAGCCCAGAAACUGGCUGGGUGGUGAUCCGUUUCCGUUAAACAAAUCCUUCAAGCCUCCCCCACCUAUCUCGGAUACUCAGCGCACCCGGAUGUAUGAUGAGUACAUGGCUGAUCCUAUCAAGAAUAGCGUUCGGGAGCUUGCCCAGAGGUAUCACCUUAGCAUAAAGCGUGUCGAUGCAAUUCUUCGUCUGAAGGGGAUGGAAGACCGUUGGCUAAAGGGCAAAGAGCUACAAACGGGAUUCCAAGCGGGCAUGGAGAAAAUACUUGGCACCAAAACCUUCGCUGAGAGUGUUGUUUCUGACAUACGGUAUGACGCUCGCGAAGCGGACUCUCUCGAGGAAGAGGAGAACCGCGAUGCCGCUCGUCAAAGAUAUCAGAGACUUUACUGGGAGUCCACACCCGAAGAUGGCAGAGAACCUAUCGUCCCCGCGUCUCUAGAGCAUGCGAAGAAGCUGGCCAAGAAGAUCACGAAGCAGGCUGAGCGCCAUAAAUCUGACCCGGAGUAUAUGCCUAUCAUCCACAACGAUAAACUGUUCGUGAAGACCAAGAAAGAGGUGAUCUCCCAACGUACUGGCAGCGCUCCGAUCAAAUUCUUGGACGUCGGAGGCAAGUUCAUCAACGUAGACGACCGUCUCCGCCGCAUCGCUGGGGCUGAGAGAAAAGCUCGGGAGAAAGAGCGACGAACGCUUGAGGCUGCCAAGUCUCUUCAGAAAGAGAACCCUCCACAUGCUUCAUAA
Molecule: messenger RNA, 990 nt
Organism: Pleurotus ostreatus (oyster mushroom)
Lineage: Eukaryota; Fungi; Basidiomycota; Agaricomycetes; Agaricales; Pleurotaceae
Exons: 4
Coding region: 1-990 (329 amino acids)
Biological process (GO): mitochondrial translation
Cellular component (GO): mitochondrial small ribosomal subunit
Molecular function (GO): structural constituent of ribosome
Source: RefSeq, a predicted model, not a curated record